ACAGCUUAUCCAAAUCAAAAACAUUAAGCAAACAUGUGCCACAUCUGAUAAUGAAAAAGCAGAGAGACAGAUGCAGAGAAAGAGAGAGAGAGAAAGGGAUGAGGGAGAGUCUCUCUUCAGCUGAUUGGAGGGUAUAUAAGACAGUAUAUCGUCUCUUUGGUCAGUGUUACAGCAACUGAAACAUUUCUCAUCCAGCAUGCAGGAUCACAAUCACAGAGGGGCUCUUCUCGCCUGCUGCCUGGUGUGUUUGGUGCUUGUCCAGCAGGUGACCUGCAGUCCUGUGCCAAAGUCGGACACACCUUCAACUUCUGUGCAGGAAGUUCAGAGGUCACUGAAGAGAACAGCUCGAACGACCCCGUUAUGGAGGAUCAUGGGUACUAAACCUCACGGUGCCUACUGCCAGAACAACUAUGAGUGCUCGACAGCAAUAUGCAGGAAAGGCCACUGUUCCUACACCCAACCGAUUAAUUCCUAAAAUGAAGACUCCUUCCUUCUCUGAUCUGACGUUUCGACACCAUCAUGCAUGACGAGAGCUUGAUUCAGUGAGCAGCAGGAGGCAACCGAAUGUGCAAUGCAGUUAAUCAUCACUUAGACAUAAUUAUAAGCCACAAAUGAGGCAAUAGGUAAUGUUCAGCAAGAUU
This is a messenger RNA of Carassius carassius (crucian carp), 641 nucleotides long. RefSeq names its product liver-expressed antimicrobial peptide 2 (gene leap2). NCBI's taxonomy places the organism in Eukaryota, Metazoa, Chordata, Actinopteri, Cypriniformes, Cyprinidae. The record is from RefSeq and is a predicted model, not a curated record. Gene Ontology annotation, biological process: antimicrobial humoral immune response mediated by antimicrobial peptide; defense response to bacterium. The transcript has 3 exons. Bases 197 to 475 code for a protein of 92 amino acids.